This is a messenger RNA of Python bivittatus (Burmese python), 3586 nucleotides long. It is a transcript of the gene TTPAL, whose product is annotated as alpha tocopherol transfer protein like. Gene Ontology annotation, cellular component: membrane. Gene Ontology annotation, molecular function: phosphatidylinositol bisphosphate binding. The record is from RefSeq and is a predicted model, not a curated record. Lineage: Eukaryota; Metazoa; Chordata; Lepidosauria; Squamata; Pythonidae.
AGGUGGUUGUUGGUUUUGCUUGAGACGCAGCUGUGGUUGGUUGCUGCUGCGUCUGGGACGGAAACAUGGGGUUCACCGUCCCCGUCUGCCUCUUAGGAAGUAUUUCUCUAACCAAUGUCAGGCGAUAGUGAUGGCACCAUUAGAAGUCCCUCUGAAGGAUCUCUGUCAGGAAUUGAGAUCCUGUCAGUUCAGACAACAUAUGUGUGUACGCUGUCUGCUGAGCUUAUUGCCAAAGCACGUGAAGAGCUGCAGGAAAAACCUGAGUGGCGGCUUCGAGAUGUUCAAGCCCUUAGAGAUAUGGUGUGCAAAGAUUAUCCUAACCUGGGGACAUGCCUAGAUGAUGCUUUCUUGCUUAGGUUCCUUAGAGCAAGGAAGUUUGAUUAUGAUCGGGCACUUCAGCUUCUCGUGAACUAUCAUUGCUGUAGGAGAAGUUGGCCUGAGGUUUUUACAAAUCUGAAGCCAUCUGCUAUAAAGGCUGUCUUGGAAUCGGGCUUUGUCACUGUGCUUUCUCACUUAGAUAAUGAGGGACGCCAUGUUGUCUGUAUUCGUCCAGAUAGGUGGACACCAAGUAACUACCCGAUUACCGAAAACAUUCGUGCCAUAUACUUAACGUUAGAAAAGCUCAUUCAAUCUGAGGAGACCCAAGUGAAUGGAAUUGUAAUUCUUGCAGACUACAAAGGAAUCAGUUUAUCUAAGGCAUCUCACUUUGGACCCUUCAUAGCGAAAAAAGUGAUUGGAAUUCUUCAGGAUGGCUUUCCAAUUAGAAUAAAAGCUGUCAAUAUCAUAAAUGAACCUCGCAUAUUCAAGGGAAUUUUUGCUAUUCUCAAACCAUUUCUGAAAGAAAAAAUAGCAAAUCGGUUUUUUCUUCAUGGGUCAGACUUGAGGUCUCUUCAUCACAACCUUCCACCUCAAAUUCUCCCUGAAGAAUAUGGUGGCACGGCAGGGAAGCUUGAUAUCUCUAUCUGGAACGAGUUACUGCUGGCAUCAGAGGAUGACUUCCUGUAUGAUGUCUCACAUCUGCCUCUCUCCAGUGACUGUUCACCACAUGAUCCAUUAAUGAGUGGAGAGAUUGAUGAGAAGCAAUGUGAUGACUCUUUGCGAAGCUUCAAAACACAGCUCUAUUCCUGCUAUUAGUAUAGCAGAUAAAGCUUCCAAAAUGUCACCUUGCUGUUUACAAAGGGAAUAUGAAUUCUCUCUUAGUUCUAAGACUACAAGAUGUGGGUGUUGAUAGAUGUCACUUUACUUUGGAACCAAAGCAAAUCUAAGUAGAAGAGUUGGAACAAAGUGAAAUUAUGCGGCACACUGGCAAAUGGAAGUUCUUUGAGCCAGCAGGAAGUUAUUGUGGUAACUGACCCAAUUUCAAAAGCAAAUCAAAUGCCACAAAUGAAUGCAGCUGAAGGAAAGCUGCUGAUAACAAGGUCCUAAGCACAAUUACUUGGAAGGAAGUUGCACUGAAAUUAAUGGAACUUGCUUCCAAAUAAGGUUUAGGUGCAAAGCACUAGAUUCUUUCUCAGGCUGAAGGGGGCAAAAAUAAUGUACAAAUCUGAAAGUGCAGUAAUAUAGAGCUAACUCUGCAGAGAAAGGAAUGUGAGCUAAAUGAUACAAGGAUAGCUGACUAAAAGCUUUAUCUGCCAUAAACUAAUCUAAGAGAUACUCAGCUCUCUAUUCUGUUGCCAUCUGUAAAGUUCAGCAUUAUUCACAAACAUGCAGCUUUGUAUACUAUAGGGAGUGUUAAUAGGGAGCGUUAACACUUUGAAGUUGAUUCUUGCAGAAAGAAUGAGCUAUUGAAGUUCUGUUGAAAGCACAUACUCAUUUUUUUCUUUUAUAAAGAAAGCAUCAAAUAAUCUGUGAGCCAAUUUUAUUCCCAUACUUGAAUUUGCAUAAGACAGGACCAGCUGAGAAAGCACAUAGUUUUGCAUACAGCUAUAGCAUUGUUGGUUAGUACCCUGCCUGAUGAAAAUAGGUCUGGGGAAAAGUACAGACAUUGUGAUAGUUGUAAAUCUCUGCCUGUUAAGAAAAGAGGUAACUUGUUUUGAUUAACUUUGUUUUUGGGAGAGAGAAUUUUUGAAAUGGUCUCUGUAAAGCAGACAUAGACAGGGUAUUUUACAAGCACAAUAUUCCAUUUAUAAAUACUGGUUUCUCCCCAUUCUCUGUUAUUUUGUCAGGUGGGCCUCAAUGCUGUUUCGAUCUUGGCUUCCCUUCCCAAGGCCAAUAGUCUCAUCUCUAGGAUAAAAUGUACUGUAUAGGAAAGGAUCUAAAACCCUGAUAUAUUUUUAGAUCCUUUGUACUGGUAGAUCAUCUUUCAGCAGGUGACAUAUUUUGUCUUUGAAUCACAUAUUCAACUAAAGUUACAGGCAGUUUGAGCCCAUUCUUUGCAUGCAAGGAUGAAACUGCAAUGGGACUUUGUACCCACUGCUGCCCAUAAGGCAGCAGCUCAUCUUAUAGCACUUUUUAAAUUAUUGGAACUAUAGUGGAGGCUCUUGCCUAGUGCCAAGUAAGGCCAGAAGCUGGUGCUUACUGUAAAUAUAAGAUUGUCUGCAGGUUGACCAUUUUAUCGCCAGUGCCAAAAUUGUAUUUACUUUUAGUUUUUCUAAAUUACAGUAACUUGCUUCUCUAUUGCCAAAAGGUGAAGCAGUUUAGUCAUGUGACUGUGCUUCAAUUAGAGUUCUAAAUACAAACCCAGUGUGGUAUUAUAGCUAUCUAAACAGACAUGAAACUGGUUUCUAAGCCUACUACCCAUCUCCCUUGUCUUGCUAAGUUUAUUUACCCAUUGGGGUGGUUUUCUACCCGCACAUAAUUAGGAAAAGAAGUUUAAGGUAUCGGUUAAGGCACAAGAUACACUUUUCUGCCUAUGUAUUCUUACUGGAAAGUGCUUAUCAGAUUUGUGUAUGACAAAUGUAUGUUAAAUGAUAAUGGAUGUUCUUUUCUUUAUUGGAAGAAAUCUUUAUUCAGAAAAGUCAAAAUUGGCAGGCUUUGGUAGCUGAAAUUGAAAUAUAUUUAUAAAGGAACUGGCUUGAAUCACAAAUUAUUUUAAAAAUCACUGUAACGUGUCAGGGAAAAGCUCUUUGCUCACCAAAAUUGGGAGCUCAUUUCUAGGGCAGCUAUUCUAAAGUACACUUUAUCCGUUCUUUUUAAUUUUUCCCUCUUAAAUGAGAAGCCAGUCUUAAAUGAUAGUGAAUGAUAAUGAUUAUUAUUAUGAUAUAGGAAGUUAAAAUUCCAUGGUUCCUUUUUUCCUGCAGUGUUAACAUUUCUUGUAGCAAUCUUAAGAACUCAAAAUUUCUUGUAGCAAUCUUAAUAAUAAAAGAAAAUAUAAAUCCUGACCAAAAGAAAAAAAAUGCUGGAUUCUCCAGUGUUUCAUUCAACAAUAGGUUCUUGAAGAAUGCCAAUUUAAUUUAAUACCAAUUCAAUGUUUGUCUCCUUGUACUUAACAUUUUGUUGCUAUACCACACCUCUCUUUCCCCAUAUAUACCGGAAAUAGACUCUGUAAGAUUUGUAGCUAUUAUUUACCCUCUAAGAUGCAUAGUCUAAAUCAGGGUUCCUCAACCUUGGCGACUUGAAGAUGUGUGGACUUCAACUCCCAGAAUUC